This is a messenger RNA of Columba livia (rock pigeon), 4089 nucleotides long. RefSeq names its product neuregulin 4 (gene NRG4). Bases 435 to 785 code for a protein of 116 amino acids. Lineage: Eukaryota; Metazoa; Chordata; Aves; Columbiformes; Columbidae. The transcript has 8 exons. Gene Ontology annotation, molecular function: growth factor activity; epidermal growth factor receptor binding. Gene Ontology annotation, biological process: positive regulation of mitotic nuclear division; epidermal growth factor receptor signaling pathway; positive regulation of cell population proliferation. The record is from RefSeq and is a predicted model, not a curated record.
CGCGCAGCCCCGCUCCGCCAACGGUCCGGCGCGCGCCCCGCGGGGGAGGGGGACUGCCUGCGCGCGAGCCCGUGCGCGCGCGCGCGCCCGCCCUCCCCUCGCGGGUCGCCUAGGAAACAACGGGCCGUCGCUCAGGCCGACACCAGGAUUACAUAACUGCGUACGGAGAGAGCAGCUGCAAGAUUACACGAUGCAGAUUAGAGAUUACGUUGAUUCAGCAGAUUGUCCUGUGCAUGUCUGAGAAAGAUUACACCAGCAGAGUUAAGAAUACUCAUUUGCUGUGGCAGCUUGAUGGAUAUUUUCUGAUGCCUGAUGAUUUUCUGUGUUAAAAUCGGUUAUGAGCUUCAUAUGGUAAGAGUACUGGAAGUUAUCACCUAGGUGCUGUUUUAGAAGAAUAGCCUCUGACCAAGAAUAAAAAUUGUUGUUGGAAUAAUAUGCGAACAGAUCAUGAAGAACUCUGUGGCACCAGUUAUGGAUCUUUUUGUCUAAACGGAGGGAUUUGUUAUAUGAUUCCUACUGUAUCCAGUCCAUUCUGCAGAUGUAUUGAGAAUUACACAGGAGCCCGUUGUGAGGAAGUUUUGCUGCCCAGCAUCAAGUCCCAAACCAAAGGUGACCUGUCUGCAGCUUUCUUGGCCUCACUUCUUCUUCUAGGAGUUCUUAUAAUUGGAGCAUUCUACUUCCUUUGCAGGAAAGCUUCCAUUCCAAGGACAGGUUCUUCAGAGUGUGGUGUCACCCUGGUUGAAACUACAAGCAGCAAUGGCUGCAACAAAAUAAUAACAGAGUAAAGCAUUAGAGCGGAAGAAUGGUUGGAAAACAACAUGCAGAGCAACCCUAAGAAUACAAGAGUUGCAGAGGAUGAUGUGGUAAGCGAGAUGAGAGAAGAAAACAGACUGAAAUAGGUGGCUUACUUAGUGUUGGAGAAGACUGCAACUAAGACAUAACCAGAGUUUCUACAUAUUUUUAAAGGUGUAUCAAAUUACACAGAAAUCACUAUAACCAGUAUAAUUUCUUUUUGAGUUUUAUGAGAUGUUUUCAUGACAAGUUACUGUUUUCAGUAACGCACAGGUAGAACCAUGAGAUAAUUUGGGUUUUUUACUGCAUAGGAAAUAUGAAAUAAUCUUCUUUUCACUGCCCAGAGAAUAUGAGAUAAUCAGAGUUUUCAGCAUGAGGUGGUACUAUGGAAAAUACGUUACCUUCUGAGGACUCAUGUCAGAGAAACCAAAGUCCACAUUAAAGCUCAGCAUCUGAAGGUAGAAUCUGAGGGCACCAAAUCAGGUACAGCACCUGAUCCAGAGAACCUCCUGAUUAAAUUAUAUAAAGCACUAAAAGAUCACUUUCUCUCCAAACUAACCAAUCUUACAUGUUAUUUUCUGGUCUUCAGACAUUUAGCAGAUACUCUGAAGGAAGCUGAUAAUAUUAUUUUAAAGACUAAGAAAGAUAAAAGUGAUUUUUCAUCAGACAGGGACAUGCCACUACUCAAUACAGAGUUUAGGAGAUUUGAAGCAGUACCAACAGCUCCAUUAGAAUCAGUAUUACCUGAAGUACUUUGCAUAGCCUCAGUGAAAAUUAGUCAGAGACAACUGCUGUUAGAUAACUUCCUUCUGUUAUUGAUCAGGAGAUAUUUGGACUUAAUAAUGUUAAAGUUUGGUAUACUAUUUUCAUUGAAGAAGGAAAAGGCUUGUGGUCAUCUUAAGUGGAAAUUCAGGAAGGAAGUAUUAAUAGAUGUAAGAAAUAAGUGCACUGAAGUUGUACUCUACAAACUCUUAGAAUCCUCUCAGCUUUCUAGACAGACAUGGAAUAGUUAUUCACUGUUACCAAUCUUGUAUGUGUUAUUGAGGAAACAGUUUGUACAAAAAGUGAGGAUGAAUAAACCAAAACCAUGUUUAAAUGCAAACAAGUUGAUUUCUGAAGCAAUGUUAUCCUCAAAUGAAAUCCUAUUAGCGAUUCAGACUGCUUCAAACCCAUUCCAUUGGAGAACAUUUCAGCUUCUAAAAUUAAUUAUUUCAGUUCACAAGUGGUGUGAACUUGAUGUUCAGGUCAAAAUGAGAUCAGGUUACAAAUUCAUUUUAAGGUGGUCAAAUGCCACAGAAUGUACAGGGUAGCCAAUGUUACAUAUAAUUUAAUAAAGCAGUACAAUGCUCUCUAGCAAUACUUACUUAAAAAAUUAAGCAAGUAGUUCUGUGAGCAAUAAAGCUAAGGAAAUGCUGGUUCCAAUGGAUCAGAUCUUGCGACUGGAGCCACUGGAGUCUAAAAGAGGAUUAUAUGUAUAUGCAGGGACGAGAAAUAAAGUGUCUCUUGUCUGACUCCUGUUUUCAUGAAACAUGAGAUCUCGUGUCUUUAAAAUUAUCCCUCCACCAGCUGAAAUGUUAUGGAGGGAAGAGGAAAACAGUAAUUUCCUAGGAACCUCCACUAAUAAGAUUACACAGCGAUCUAUUAUAGUGUUAUGGCAAAAAUUCUUUUAUACCUGAAGAUCAUUAUUUUCCUUCCAGAAUCAUGUAACUAAAGGUCUCUUCAUGUGUUGCAAAACACUUUUGAUCAUUUGCAGAAAGAAAUACCAGCCAUUAGCAGGAAAUCUCUUUAUAGACCUACAUAAGGUUUCCUACAUGUUACUCUGUAUAUAUUUUUUUUUAAUUAGUAGCCCAAACACUGGAGCAAAGUGCAACAAAAAGAGGAAAAAUGGCUGUUCAAACAAAGCAAGAGGGUUUCUCUGUGCUGCGUAGUUUUUUGAUUUAUAUUGUUAAAUACUAAGCAGGAAGACCAACGGGAAGUCCAUUUGGUAGCACUUCCUAUUUUAAAGGUACUUUUAAUGUUGUGUGACCUCUUGACAAUUUACUGCACUAAAAAAAAAAUGGUUUUCCUUCUGGCCCUGCAUUUUAAAGAGCAGUAGAGGGGCUCUCCUAGUAUGACUGAGCUAUUUGAAAAUGGAAAGCAGAGAAGAAAUGGGGGAGAGAACUUACCAAAAUUGAAAUGGAGUCUGGGUCAUUGCUUUCUGUUGUGAGUGUUCUGACUAGGAGCUACCAAACUGACCAGAGUCCAGGCAGAAAGGGAAAGCAGUGAGCUUACCUAAAAGGCUAAAAAUUCCUGCCACAUGUUCAGCAAAUUUUGUAUCAGGAGAUAGGUAUGUACAAGGUUCUACCCAGGGAAAGGGAGAGCUGUAGCCAAAGGUGGUUAUGGAUUUAACAUGGGACACCCAGCUCUUCUAAAUUAAAAAACAUAACAAACCCCUCAAUUAUGUUCUUUUGAUAUUUAGGAUCCUUUCAGAUUUAAAGGACAUCAGGCUAUUUCCGGUAAAAACUGAGGAGACUGUGGUUUAGUUUGGAGAAGAGUUUUCACUUAUACUAUGACCAUAUGCAAACCCAGGUCUAUGAAUGAAGACUUAACUGUUUAAGUUUGGGAAAAAAAUAUAGAACUAAAAUGUGUUAUGAUUUGUGUUAUGGUAAUGUUAUUUAGAUUAACAGGAUGCAUUUGUUCACUGUGCCUCUUUCAGAUAUAAUGCCUUUUGUUGACAACUAUAUACUUAAAUAAAGAGACGGAAUAUUCCUAUAUCUCAAAUUAUAAGGAAUAAUCAACAGAAUCCAGGCAUAAAUUAUUUGCUUUCUGUGGUCAAGAUGAGUGAAAGAAGUGCUUCUUUCAAGGAAGUACUGCAAUAUUUCCUGCACUUUGGGGGAAAAUGAGCAAACAAAAUACUCCAAACAUGUGCACACCUAAAGACAUUUAAAAAAAAACUAAAAACUUUUUCAUUAUUGUAUCUAACACUAUCUGCUUGUGCUUAUCCAAAGUCUGUUCUUGCUUUUCUUGUGAAUGUAACCUGUUCAACAUAAUCUGUACGUAAUGUGCCACUCGGUUCCAUGUUUGGGACUGUGACUCCACAAAACCUUUCCUCAGGAAUGAUUUCUGUAGCUGGCUAAGGGCAUGUAAACAGAACCUGCAGCUGUAGAACCUGAAAUACCAGGAAGAUAUUGUUGUUUUCAUCCCCCAAAUUAAAACUACAACCAAUUUCUAACACUUCUAAAUGCACCUCUAUGUCAGUUUGUGUAACAUUUGAACAUUCUUUUUCAGCGUACAUUAAAAGAGACUGUUUUCAAAUUA